Messenger RNA from Entamoeba invadens IP1, 330 nucleotides. RefSeq lists its product as hypothetical. NCBI's taxonomy places the organism in Eukaryota, Evosea, Mastigamoebida, Endamoebidae. The transcript has a single exon. The record is from RefSeq and is a predicted model, not a curated record. The coding region runs from base 1 to 330 and encodes 109 amino acids.
AUGAAUGAGACACACCCCGAGGGGCUGAAAAGAGAAACUGAGACUUUAUUAGACAACUCGAUGCGUGCGUUUCAAGCGAUGUUAAAGGAAAUGUCUGUGGCUCCUGUUGGCAACAAAGACGAGAUAUUGAAACGGUCAAAUGAGUUCUUGGAUUAUUUAACCGCUGCGGAGACGAAGUUUAGACAGUUUGAGAAGAGUGUAUUUGAUGAAGAAGAGGAAUCAAAUGGGCAAAUGGCAGUCGUCCAGCAGAAUCUUCAGUCUAAGGUCAAUCAAUUGAAUUAUUACAUGGGAGAACUGGCAGAGAUACAACGAGAACUUGGGACCAAUUAG